UGACAAAAUGGAACCCACCAGCAGUGUGAGGAGACCUGAAAGUGGCACAUGGCAGAGUGUGGCGAUGGAGACAGCAGCAAUGGGAGGCCGUACAGGGACCCAUGACACACUCUGGACCUGGCAGCAGCAGCAUGAGGAGGCGGUACAGGGGCCCAUGACAGAUUACGGGCCUGGCAGCAGCAGUGGGCGGGCGGGUGGAUGCAGCAGCAGCACCCUAUCACAAAAUGGAACCACCAGCAAGUGUAAGGAGACCUGAAAGUGGCACAUGGCAGAGUCUGGCGAUGAAGUCAGCAGCAAUGGGAGGCCGUACAGGGACCCAUGACACACUCUCUGGACCUGGCAGCAGCAAGA
Staurois parvus is the source of this 351-nucleotide messenger RNA. The record is from the annotation of a GenBank genome assembly. NCBI's taxonomy places the organism in Eukaryota, Metazoa, Chordata, Amphibia, Anura, Ranidae.